AUGACGCUCCUCGAAGAGGUGCUCGCCGCCGCACCGCCGGCGUACAGCGGCGCCGGCAGCAGCGCCUCGACGCUGCUGCUGGCCUCGGCGCCCGGCCGCCUGCCGACGCAGCUCUGGCUCGCCAUCCUCGCUCACGUCGUCGAGCCGCGCGCCGGGCGCCGCCAGAGCGUCGCCGGCUGGGCGGCGCUGCACCGCUCCGUGCGCUUCGUCUGCAAGGAGCUGUACCUCGUGUCGAUGCACAUGCUGCGCUCGCGCUAUCUGCUCGCCUACCUGCGCAAGGUGCGCUCGCCCUUCACCUCUGAUCCGUACCCCUCGGGCGCCGCGCCGUCUUCGUCGCACACGGCGCACUACCCGCUGCCCUCGUCCUCUGCGCUGCUCGACUCGCAGGCGAGGCGCGAGACGCGCGUGCUGGACCUCUUCAUUGCCGGGCAGGUCGUGUCCGAGGUCGACGAGGUCGAGUCGGACCUGAUGCUCGACACGUACGGCGUCGUCGACCUCUUUGCGCUGCAUCAGCCGCAGGCGCGCCUCGAGGACCUCGUCCUGGCCUACGGCACACGCGCCGACCUCAUCCUCUCGCGUGCGCAGCUGCAGUCGUCCGAGAAGCCGCGCCGCAUGAUGCCGCACCAGAUCCGCGCCGAGGACGUCAGCGUCGGCUUUGGCCUCAACAGCGUCGCGCUGCGGCUGCCGUUUGCCUUUGGACGUGCGCCGCCCGGCGAUGCGCCGCCGCGUCUCUCGAAGCGCACCGUCGUGACGCUCGAGCGCGAGCGCAGCGAGAAGCUCGAGGCCACGGCCAUGCAGCUCGUUGCCGGCCUCAAGUACGAGGGCGUGCGGCGCUGCGAGCGAGGCGGUGCCACUUGGUAUGAGGGGCCUCGAGAGUAG
This is a messenger RNA of Tilletiopsis washingtonensis, 879 nucleotides long. RefSeq lists its product as hypothetical. The record is from RefSeq and is a predicted model, not a curated record. Lineage: Eukaryota; Fungi; Basidiomycota; Exobasidiomycetes; Entylomatales. The coding region runs from base 1 to 879 and encodes 292 amino acids. The transcript is spliced from 2 exons.